Molecule: messenger RNA, 1807 nt
Organism: Vitis riparia (riverbank grape)
Lineage: Eukaryota; Viridiplantae; Streptophyta; Magnoliopsida; Vitales; Vitaceae
Product: serine carboxypeptidase-like 2
Exons: 14
Coding region: 209-1618 (469 amino acids)
Biological process (GO): secondary metabolic process; proteolysis
Molecular function (GO): acyltransferase activity, transferring groups other than amino-acyl groups; serine-type carboxypeptidase activity
Source: RefSeq, a predicted model, not a curated record
GGCGACUGUGCCCCAUUUCUCAUUUUUUUUCUUCUUCUUCCAUCUCUUUUGGAUACCCCAAACUUGAUUGCUUGUCAGUGCAGCCGCCACACAUUCACCACAUCCUCCUCAGAUUCUUAUCCUGUAUUUCACAUGUUGCGUAUACAUGUGAAAGAGAACAUUUUAUUUCUUCAGUACUUGCAAGUGAAAGGCAUUACCGGCGAGACCCAUGGCCAUGCUUUGUUCCAUAUUCCGUCAGUUUCUUUUUAUUAAUCUUGUUUUGCAGGUUAGUUCAGUGGUUGCAGCAUCUCAUUCGCCCGUGAAGUUUCUUCCAGGUUUUGAGGGGCCUCUCCCUUUUGAGCUGGAAACUGGGUAUGUGGGAGUGGGUGAAUCAGAGGAAGUGCAGUUAUUCUACUACUUUGUAAAGUCGGAGAAUAACCCGACGGAGGAUCCUCUCCUGCUCUGGCUAACGGGAGGCCCCGGUUGCUCUGCCUUCUCUGCUCUAUUCUAUGAAAUAGGUCCACUGUAUUUCGAGUCAGUACCGUACCAUGGGAGCUUGCCCACGUUGGAACUGAACCCACACUCGUGGACACAGGUAUCCAACAUAAUAUUUUUGGAUGCGCCUGUCGGCACUGGAUUCUCCUAUGCAACAACUUCUCGUGCUUCUCAUUCAGACGACUUUCAAGCAACUCAUCAGGCACAUGAGUUUCUUAGGAAGUGGCUGAUUGAUCAUCCAGAAUUCCUCUCAAAUCCGGUCUAUGUGGGGGGAGACUCCUACUCUGGGAUUACCGUCCCUCUCGUGGUUCAACACAUCUCAAAUGGAAAUGAAGAUGAUAAUGAACCCUUCAUCAAUCUCAAGGGGUACUUGCUUGGAAACCCCGUAACAGAGAAAGGUACUGAAACAACCGCACAAUUCCGAUUUGCUCAUGGAAUGGCACUCAUUUCUGAUGAACUCUAUGAGUCACUGAAGACAAGUUGUGGAGAUGAAUAUCCGUUCAAGUAUCCCAUCAAUAUACAGUGUAUAAAGGAUGUUCAGGCUUUUUAUAAGUGCAUUUCAGGAAUUCAAAUUGGACAGAUUUUAGAACCCGUGUGUGGUUUCGGUUCCCUAAAGCCGGAAGAUAUUUUUUUAAGUGGAAGAAGAUAUCUGAUUGGGAAACUCAGAGAGCGCCGCCCAGAGCCAUCACUUUCUGCAUUUGAAUGCCGUACUGAUGGAUACAUCCUUGCUCCUUACUGGGCAAAUAACGCCACUGUCCAAGAAGCGCUUCAUAUUAGAAAGAAUACAAUAAGAGAGUGGCAGAGAUGCGCGAUGGGAUUAUCUUAUACGCCUGAAAUUGAGAGCAGUUUUGAAUAUCAUGUAACUCUAAGUAAAAAGGGUUACCGAUCUCUAAUAUACAGUGGUGACCAUGACAUGAUUGUGCCCUUCUUUUCAACUCAAGCAUGGAUAAGAUCUCUGAACUACUCCAUUGUUGAUGACUGGAGAUCAUGGAUGGUGGAAGGCCAAGUUGGAGGAUAUACGAGGACUUAUUCCAACCAGAUGACAUUUGCGACUGUUAAGGGAGGAGGGCACACAGCACCAGAAUACAGGCCUAAAGAGUGUUUUAGUAUGUAUAAAAGGUGGGUAUCUUCACAGCCUCUGUAAUCAAGUCCCACACCUAAGAGCUCAAAUCAUGACGCUCUCCAGAAAUAUCCCCAUUUGAUUUAGGCAUCCGAUUUAUAUUACGCGUUCAGUUGUCUAUUUCACAACUAUUAAGGAUCUUGUCUACAUGAUUCAGGCCCCAUCUGGACUUACUUCUAGUAAUGCAUUUGUUCAUAAGAUUUACGCAUAAAA